GCCCUGUCCCCCCUCAUGGCAGGGCACCCCGGUGCCCAGAGGGAUUUUGGGGUGCUCAGGAGGGAGAGCUGCCAAGGGGAUGAAUGGUGCAGGCAGGAGAGGGGCUGUGUUUUCCUCAUUCAUCAAAUCUGAGUUAGUGGGUGGGCUUGGCCAGCCAGCCCCAGGAAACCUGCACCCCCUGGGGCUUCAGGGGUUAAAUCAACACACCACAAAUUGAGGAAGAAGAUUAGGGAAUAAGCGAUCCUACUAAAUUCCUCGUGAUCCCAAGCCACGGGAAAAUGGGGUGAGGCAGUGUGAGUCACCCUGGAGAGGAGCAGCACAAGGGGAUCAGGCAGGAGGGGAGACCACCCGCUGUGGGCAGAGCAGCCAAGGAUCAGCGCCGUGAGCCUGCCAGGACCUGCCAAGGCAAGUGCCAGGACCAACAGGAGAGAGAUGAGGAGAAGGGUGGGCAAAGGGCCUAUGGUUACACUUGGAUAUAGCUCAGGUGUUGGUCUGCACCUCCCUGGAAGGGGCUUGGUCUGUUAAUAUCACUGUUACCAUUCUAAUAGCUUUUGCUGUCAUGAUUUGUUGCUGCUCAUCCAAAGAGGAUUGGUCACACUGGGGGAUCUGGGUUUCCAUGGUUUUGCUGCUGGUCCAUGCUGGAUUGCUGCUGUGGGCUGGUGAUGAAGGUGUUGUUCUGACACACUGACAUCAACAGCAAAAUUUGGGUUUCUCUGGUCGAGGUGGUUUCUGUGAGGUGCAGCUGCACAUGCUAUAGAGAAGGACUUCAUAUUAAUUAUAAAUUCAUUUAUCUAAUCUGGCUUUUCAUACGCAUAUUGUGUACAGUUGCUCGCAAAGAUUUUCACCUCUCUCGAGCUGCAGAUAACAGCUCUGUUGUGAUUUCAGGUCUUGGCUUGCUAGUGAUGGACAGCACCUCUUCUUCCCCUUCCCCCUUCUCUGCCAGCUGCCCCACGGAGCAGCCUGACAAUGCCACUGACCAUGACUACUACUCUGGCCUGCAGAAGACCAUGCACAUCCUCUCCAUGGUGGUGUACAGCAUCGCCUGUCUGCUGGGCGUGUCAGGGAACGGCCUCGUCAUUUGGAUUGCAGGCUUCAAGAUGAAGAAGACGGUGAAUUCCAUCUGGUUCCUCAACCUGGCCAUAGCUGACUUCAUCUUUACCUUUUUCCUGCCCCUCAGCAUCGCCUACACCGCCCUGGGCUUCCACUGGCCGUUUGGGAAGCUCCUGUGCAAGCUGAACAGCACCAUAGCCUUCCUCAACAUGUUUGCCAGCGUCUUCCUCCUGACGGUGAUCAGCAUCGACCGCUGCGUUUCCGUGGCCUUCCCCGUCUGGUCUCACAACCGCAGGAGCCCGGAGCUGGCGGCCAGGAUCGCGCUGGGGACGUGGCUCCUGGCUGUCCUGCUCAGCUCCCCGUACCUCGUCUUUCGGGACACCGUGGUCAGCUCCAGGAACGUCACCAGCUGUUACAAUAAUUUCGCGCUGUCUGACGAUUACACGUCGGAGGCGACGCGCAGGCUCUGGAGGAUGCGGCACAAAGCGAUGAUCGUCACGCGGUUCUUGUGUGGGUUCCUCAUCCCCUUCAUGGUGAUUCUCAUCUGCUACAGCGUCGUGGCUGUCAAGCUGAAAAGAAGGCAGCUGGCCAACUCUGCAAAGCCCUACAGAAUCAUCAUCGCUGUCACAGCCUCGUUUUUCCUCUGUUAUUUCCCAUAUCACGUCUUCUCCUUGCUGGAAAUAUCCAACAACUCUUCCAGCCAUGAGAUGAAACUGGCCCUUUACAUAGGGAUCCCUUUGGUUUCCAGCCUCGCUUUCUUCAACAGCUGCAUCAACCCCAUCCUGUACGUCUUUGUGGGGCCGGAUUUCAAGGAGAAGUUUCGCCAGUCCAUCCUGUCGACCUUUGAAGGGGCCUUCAGCGAGGAGUCGGUCCUGGGCAGCCUGACCAGCCGGCGCAAGUCCAGGUCUGCUUCGGAAGUGGAGGUCCUGAGGGUCUGAGCAGGGGCUGGUGUGGAAGGGGCUGUUGUUUUCUCUGCAAUUUCCCUCGUUCAGAGCUCAAAUCACGGGACUGGGCACUGUGAAGGGCUGCACAUGCUAACGAGGUGUGAUUUUGUGUUUUGGAGAUGUCUCAAAUAUGCUAUGAUUUAACACACAAUGGGGAUGGAAGAACUCUCUGGAGCUGCAGCAAGACAGGACAAAUCAGUGGUCGUGCUGCUGUUACUCAGAGUUGAUGUAUUUCUGAGCAACGCUUGUCUCUGUUUGUGUUUGACAUGUUUCCAGCUCUUAAAUAGCAGAGAUCUGAUACAUUGUGCUGUUGGUGAAUGAAUAUUGAUCC
Passer domesticus (house sparrow) is the source of this 2325-nucleotide messenger RNA. Its product is annotated as chemerin-like receptor 1. The transcript is spliced from 2 exons. Gene Ontology annotation, molecular function: complement receptor activity; G protein-coupled receptor activity. NCBI's taxonomy places the organism in Eukaryota, Metazoa, Chordata, Aves, Passeriformes, Passeridae. The record is from RefSeq and is a predicted model, not a curated record. Gene Ontology annotation, biological process: complement receptor mediated signaling pathway; inflammatory response; positive regulation of cytosolic calcium ion concentration. The coding region runs from base 903 to 1988 and encodes 361 amino acids. Gene Ontology annotation, cellular component: plasma membrane.